Messenger RNA from Sycon ciliatum, 3898 nucleotides. RefSeq lists its product as uncharacterized. NCBI's taxonomy places the organism in Eukaryota, Metazoa, Porifera, Calcarea, Leucosolenida, Sycettidae. The record is from RefSeq and is a predicted model, not a curated record. The transcript has 3 exons. The coding region runs from base 387 to 2975 and encodes 862 amino acids.
GCGGAACGAAGAGGAAAAGCCCGCUCAAGCGCGCUACGAGCGCCUCUGCAUUGAUCUGCCACAUGGGCUGCAUGCUCGAUCGGAGGAAACAGCUACUGACCGUCCCGUCGACUCUAUUUCACGGUUUGCUAUGAUCACAUUUUUAUUUUGCAGCUCGCACAUGAAGUCAAAAGAAGCGGUGCGGUGUGUUUGGUGAUAGAACUACUCGUCAACUCAAACAGUUCACUGACUGUGGAGCGAAUCCCGUCUGCCUACUCGACUAGUCUGCGGCGUCAGGCUCAAGUACGAUUUCACAGCCCCGCUUUCGUGGAGGGACUCACCAGGAUCACUCUACCCCGGCUGGAGGUCUAUCCGCUAUCCCUACCGCGUGCCCUCGACAUCUCAUCAUGGAGAAUCAGCCGAUUUGCACGAACACAUCUGUCGCCGAGCGGGACAGCUUUCUCUGGCACACAGAUCCUACCCCAGCGCAGUCUGAGCCCGUGCUGGGCGAACGACACGACGACAAUGGCGGCUCGAGCAGCAACAGCGGCGGCAGCGCUACGAAUCCAAUCCUGAAAGUGCUGAGAGAAGCGAUCAAGUCUCGGCGGCGGAAAAUGUCGAGCCAGGUGAUCAAAACGCCCAGCGCCAAACCUCUUCGGGUGUUUGGCGCAGCCUGCGACAUCUGCCAUCGCUGCACUAGGCUGCCGUGUACUGGUGAAAGCGCCGGCCGGACACGCGUUCGUACUGACGGAAGCGACACUAGCGAUUGUAAUACUCCAGGUCUUAAUUCACUCAUAACAUGUACUUGGAACCUGGCCGAUUUUCAGCGAUAUUCGCUAGAACGUUUAGCCGACCAAAUCGCGCGGCUGCACGAACAGGAAGGCGUGGAAUCAGUGAAACGCUCGGAAGAGCAGGCUAAGUCGAGUUCGUCAAGUGUUAUUAGCGGUUUAUUGAGUGAUUUAUCGGAAAACCCGUACCGAUUACAAAGGAGGCUUGCAAAUGAUGUGAAAGGGGACGAACUAAACAGCAUGAAGUUGAACAGAGCGGAUACCUUCUGCUGCUACCGCGACCUUCUCAAACUGCUUCAGGAACAUCUGCAUGAACUCGAGCAGGAUAAACGAGCCGAAAGCGAACGCUGUCCCUGCUGCCCAUCGCAACUUCGUGCCCAUCGCGAGUGCUUGCUAGUCUGGCAUGAAAAGCACGCCUUGAGCGCACUGGGUCGGACAGAUGAGCGCACUUCGUCGGCUACUUCUUCUGCUUCUGCCCCAGAUGUAGUAGAGGAAAACAGCUCAGAGCAACGCAAGGCGAGAAAAUUUCACCCGCACUCAAGGGAGCACAGCGUGCGGCUGUGUUCCUCCAGCGAUCAUAACGUGACGGCGUCGACAAGCUCUCCUGCUGCUGGCGGCCAAGUUGACAGCGUAAUGUCGACUUCAGGAGCGACGGAGGAAGUGGAGAUGCAGGUCCUGUCGGAAUCGCCAGGAGCAUCUACCGCUGAGAGCGAUGGGCGUGCAUUCUGGCAGCCUGGCGGUGACAAGCAAGAUCUGGUUGAAGUGGACCGAGACGACGGGCGCAGCGGCGCGGAGAGCCCUGGCGGAUCCGGACGGUCGCUGUCGGACCUGAGACGUCGUUUGCGCACGUUCGUCACGCCACCGCGUCUGCCGCAGUUGUCGUCCGUGCGACGAGCGGGCUCGGGACACAGCGGCGGAGGCGCCUUUACGGGCUCGCGUAGUGCCUCCUCAACGCCAGAUAUCAUCAAGCGACGGAGCGGCACGGACGUAGAUGGUGGCGGUAGCAGCGGUCGCUAUCAUGCGAUUAGUCACGUGAGACAGGGCAGUCGCUCGUGCGAGGACCUCCACCUGCAGAACAUGGAAGGUAUAUUCGAACCACGCUUGGCUCCGUACACGCCAGCAGCCCACAUGACCGAGAACAGCCCGCGACUGAGCGACGCAAACGUGUUCAGAACGUUCACGCCAGACCCGAACGUCGACGAAGUCGCGCGUCAGCGGCUAGAGUCGUACCUGUUUGAGCCGCGCGACGUCAUAUGCACCCCGCCGCUGACCUCGAACCCAGCUCUGGUCGCGUCCGUCGGCCCACUGCGUCCGCAGUCGACGGACUGUGCAGUGCCGUCGUCGUCGUCAUUGGCGACAGGGGCGUCGGCCAUGCUGAAAAUUCCCGACCUCAGUCCCAGGCAGAAGCGGCGAUCGUUCCCGGGCUACGCGUUUGAUCUCUCCAAGCACAUCGAACGAGCCCCGUUCACCAAGGAGGAAUUGCGCGCACACAUGUCACACCGGAGAAGUGUUGCUCAAGAGACGUCCAGGGCCCUGAUGGGACUUCCCCCGUCGCAAACCUCUCUGGACGACGGCACCUCGCCCGUGUUUGAACCGGUCGCCGAUGGCGACGCCAGCAUCAGUAGCCAUCACCACAGUGACAGUGCACAGAGCCACGGGUCGCCGAAGGCUGCGACGACUUUGUCUCCGCACAGUCCCGGAGGCGCCAACUCUGCUGGUGCUGCCGCCGUUUCCCGUUCCGCGGAGUCCUCGCCGGAUGGUGGAGGUGACGGCGCGUUUGUACGUCUCUCCUACCAGCGCAGCUCCAGCAAGGUCAUGUCUCCCCUGGCACUUGCCGACGGCGGUGGCGGCUCUGCCGUUGGCAUGACAACGCCGGGCGGUCACGUGACGUCGCCAAGGGAACGCCACAGCGCACGGCACAGCGGCGCCGGUGUUGCGGCGGUGUCUGGCUUUGUACUCGACAACAACGGUGGUGGUGGUGCCGCCACUCCCACCACUCCCGUUCUCACCGUCCGCCGCCUGGAGCAGCUCAGUGCAUCCUCUCGGCACUCCUCGGCUGCAUCGUCCCUGGCAACCACACCGUUGCCACUGGAGACGGCGGACGGCAGACAAUUGUCGUCGUCCAGUCCGCCGCGUCAUCAUUCGACGGCGAGUGACUGCUCUAGCUCGAGCAAUGCCAGCGGACAGGCUGUGCUAGCAAGGGGUUAGGAUGGACUACAUAAUGGUGUGUGUAUGUAUGUGUCAACGUGAACAUCCACAUGUGUGUCCACGUGCCUGCAUGCAUAUCCAUGUGCCCUUGCCCGUAUGUCCACGUGCAUACGCAUGUGUGCAUAUUGUGUGUGUUCACGUGCUUUGUGUGUUUGCGUUCGUCCAUGCUGGAUUUGCCAUUCAUGCUUUGCUUAGUUAAUAUUAGCUCGCGCGCGCGCGCGCGCGUGUGUGUGUGUGUGUGUGUGUGUGUGUGUGUGUGUGUGUGUGUGUGUGUGUGUAGGUGUGCGUGGGUGCAUGUGCGUGUUUAUAAAUAAUUGAUUUUCAGCUACGUGUACUUGCAGUCGUGAGCUGACAUUCUAGGACAGUGUGGCGUGUGUUCCUCUUUGAGAAUAGAAUGCUCGGUGUGGGUUCAUGUCGACAGUACGUUUCUGGGCACCGGUGUACCGCACAUGCACACACAUGUACAGUAUUGCUCAAUGAAAUCCAGUCGAAAUUUCUCAGGUACGCGUCGGGGCGUUGCGGCGCAGCCCGAGACCUGCGAACACUGGGCUGCGAAAAAAGGUGCACGGCGCCAGUUUGACUCUCGCGACUGGAUUUCAUUGAGCAGGACUCUAGUACAUGACCAUCAGCCAGUAUACUAGUACUUUGUAGGCCGUAUUCGUCAUCAUCAGGAUUCCACCAGUGUAGUAGCCUGUAGGACUGUUGUCAUGACUUCACACAUAAAGACUUUAGCUCGCUGGCUGGCUCGUACGCCAGUUUCGCUCUCUGUUUUUCUCAAUUUUUCCUUUCUUUUUUGUUUCUUUGUGCGGUGUAUCAUGCCGUGAGUUCUAUUAUAAUAUUCCGCGUCUCUUUAGAUUGUUCAUGUGGUGCUCGAUACACGGGUGGUUUGAAUUAACUGAAAAUAAAAUUAAAAUGCUGCUCUC